Molecule: messenger RNA, 567 nt
Organism: Carica papaya (papaya)
Lineage: Eukaryota; Viridiplantae; Streptophyta; Magnoliopsida; Brassicales; Caricaceae
Source: RefSeq, a predicted model, not a curated record
UUGGUUGAAAACCAGGAGAAAAGAAUUGGAUGGGAGAUCGCUAAUAUUGAACAGGAUACUGGUUUUAAGUUGAGAGUUCUAGCUCAGAAUUAUCCGGACACACCAGGACUGGCAAUUAAAGAUUUCUGGCAAGUGGAUGAUAGGACAAUUGUUUUUGUUGCUGACUGUACCUUUGGAGACAUAUCGAAUUUCAAUGUUGGAGCUUUAGUUGAUCUAGAUAUUCCACAUAGCUUCUGGAGUUGUUUGGCCAGGAAAUAUGGAAACAUGUUCUAUUGGAAAGAGAAGGCGAACUUCUCUUGUUGCUGGGGGGAAGAUGCAUCUAUUGAAGCUGCAGUUGUGGCAAUAUUUAAUUACUUGAAGAACCUGCAGGCUCAAGUAGUUGCUCUGAGGUAAAAUAACAUGAUCAUGUGCUAAUAUAAGGAUUAUUCUGUUUGAUGAUAUGCUGUGAUGACUUAUAACAUACCAUGUAAUCUUCCAACAGCUACACGAAACAUUGCAUUUCAUUGUAUGUUAUGAUGACUUUUGUGGAGUAUCAGAUCUUUAUUUGUUGUUUGAGCUUGAUUGUAA